UUCACACACAUUUAUAAUCCAAUGCAUUUUUGAUCACCGCUUGUUUCUGCUUGUUUCACUGUGAUUAAUCCGCAGCAACAACGUAGAUUUUUUUUAUACAUUAUCUUGUUAACAAAAAAAAGUUAUAGGGUUGUGCCCUAGUAUAUAAGGCAAUAAAAAAUUAUAAAUAUAAACAAAUAAAAUAAUUAAAAAAAGUAAUAUUGUGCCCAGGGCUCAUAUUAAAACACAGAAUAAAUAAUUUCGCUUGGAUAAAUUUGUGAUUGAGCAAAAUGGCAGCAGCCGACUCAUCAACAGACGACAGUCUUUAUCCGAUUGCAGUUUUAAUCGAUGAAUUGAAAAAUGAAGAUGUACAACUGCGAUUGAAUUCAAUAAAAAAACUUUCAACGAUUGCCCUGGCACUUGGUGCUGAACGUACUCGUAGUGAGUUGAUGCCCUUUUUGACAGAAACAAUUUAUGAUGAAGAUGAAGUUUUAUUGGCACUUGCUGAACAACUUGGUACAUUCACACCACUUGUAGGUGGACCUGACCAUGUUUAUUGUUUAUUGCCACCACUUGAAGCAUUGGCAGCUGUUGAAGAAACAGUUGUACGUGACAAAGCAGUUGAAUCAUUACGGAAUAUUGCAAGUCAACACAGUCCAGCAUAUCUUGAAGACCAUUUUGUUCCAUUGGUACAACGUUUGGCAUCUGGUGAUUGGUUUACAUCAAGAACAUCAGCAUGUGGUUUAAUAAGUGUAUGUUAUCCACGUGUAAGUGCAGCAACAAAAGCUGAAUUAAGAAAUCAUUUUCGUAAUUUAUGUCAAGAUGAUACACCAAUGGUACGACGUUCAGCAGCAUCAAAAUUGGGAGAAUUUGCAAAAGUUGUUGAAAUCGAAUAUUUAAAAUCUGAUUUAAUUCCAAUGUUUGUUAUACUUGCACAAGAUGAACAAGAUUCUGUUCGUUUAUUAGCUGUUGAUGCAUGUGUUAGUAUUGCAACAUUAUUACAACAAGAAGAUGUUGAACAACUUGUUAUGCCAACAUUACGUCAAUGUGCUGCUGAUUCAUCAUGGCGUGUACGUUAUAUGGUUGCUGAUAAAUUUACAGAUCUUCAAAAAGCAGUAGGUCCUGAAAUAACUAAAACUGAUCUUGUACCAGCAUUUCAAGUUUUAUUAAAAGAUAAUGAAGCUGAAGUUAGAGCAGCAGCAGCUGAUAAAGUACGUGAUUUUUGUCAAAAUCUUGAUCAAUUUAGUCAAGAAAACAUUAUAAUGACAAAUGUAUUACCAUAUGUUAAAGAACUUGUAUCUGAUCCAAAUCAGCAUGUUAAAUCAGCACUUGCAAGUGUUAUUAUGGGUUUAAGUCCAAUAUUGGGAAAACACAAUACAAUUGAACAUUUAUUACCAUUAUUUCUCAUGCAAUUAAAAGAUGAAUGUCCAGAAGUACGUUUAAAUAUCAUCAGUAAUUUGGAUUGUGUUAAUGAAGUUAUUGGUAUACAACAAUUAUCACAAUCAUUAUUACCAGCAAUUGUUGAACUUGCUGAAGAUUCAAAAUGGCGUGUAAGACUUGCAAUUAUUGAAUAUAUGCCAUUAUUAGCUGGUCAAUUGGGUGUUGAAUUUUUUGAUGAAAAAUUAAAUUCACUAUCAAUGAAUUGGCUUGUUGAUCAUGUUUAUGCAAUAAGAGAAGCUGCAACAUUAAAUUUAAAAAAAUUGGUUGAAAAAUUUGGACCAGAAUGGGCGCAAAAUACUAUUAUACCUAAAGUUUUAAAUAUGUCAAGAGAUCAAAAUUAUUUACACAGAAUGACGUGUCUUUUCUGUAUCAAUGUUCUUGCUGAAGUAUGUGGUCCAGAUAUAACAUCAAAAAUCAUGUUACCAACUGUUUUGGCAAUGGCAAUUGAUAAUGUUGCUAAUGUAAGAUUCAACGUUGCUAAAACACUUCAACGUAUUGGACCAUAUCUAGAACAAAGUGCUGUUCAAACACAAGUUAAACCUGUACUUGAUAAACUCAAUACUGAUACUGAUGUUGAUGUCAAAUACUUUGCAUCUGAAGCAAUUGCUGGAAUUGCAGCGUAGGUUGAUCAUGUCCUCGAGUGCAUUUACCCCAUCACUAAACAUCUACCUACGUCAUAAAAUAUAAUUUUUAAAGAGUAAGUAAAUUUGCAAGAUGAUAUGAAUUUUUUUUUUGUUUUUUUCCACGACGUCUGUAUGACGACAAUUUUAAAACACACAUUAGGGGCAAGUAAUAUGCUGGGUAAAUAAGAGAAAAAAACCAGGGUGAACAGUUUUUAAAAAAUAAAAAACAGUACGUAGCCAUUAAAAACUAGCUAAUACUAAUAACCAAUAUUUAAAAGAAAAGAACAAGAUUAAUUUCUGUUGUAUUUGUAUAACUAUAAUAUUGUACUAAGAUAUAUUUGCUUAAGACCAUGUAACUUCAUUAUUAAUAGUAAAUACGUAAGCAACUGUCUUAAAACGUAAGAAUGAUUAAUAAAAAAGAAAAAAAAACAAUAAAAAAUCUUUAUGUCCUUCGACAAAUUGAUUUAAAAAAAAAAAAAAUAUUCUUUUUUUUUUGUUUUUUUUUUUUUUUAAUUAUAUUCAUAAAUUUUUCCUGUAAAAAAGCAAUGAUAGAGAAUAAUCUUCAUGUACACAAAAUAAAAAAAAAAAAAAAUUUUUUGGUUUUUUUUAUUUAUUUAUUUUUUUAUUAAAGAUUAUAUUCAUUAAGCUUUAUCAGAAGAGUUUUUUUUUUUUUUUUUAAUUAUGGUGGUUAAUUAUUAUUUAAAUAAUAUUGAACAAAUUAUUUUUAAAAAAAUUAAAUACACAUAUGAAAAUUUAUAAAAUUACUUAGAAAUAAUAUUAUUAAAUUCUAAUAUUGUUAAAUCAAUAUUGCAGCUAUUAUUUUUUGUUAAUUUAUUAUCUUCUAAAUUACUAUCAUUAUUGAAAAUUUUAAGUGAAUUUAUUUUUGCCCGAUUGUAGAUUUUCACAGUAUGCAAACUCAGGCAUCUAAAAUAAAAAAAUAAUACAAUAUUUAUAUUUUAGUAUUUUGAAUAAUAUAUAUUGAAAACUAAAAUGUGAUUUAAAAAAAAAUAUACUUGAGACAAACGUAGAUGACUAAAAUUGCUGUUCCAACCACUAGUAUACGAAUGGCUCUUAUUUCAACAAUUUGAUAAAUAAACCAGGCUGCAAGUGAUGAUAUAAUUAUUACCAUGACAAUAUAAAUUAUACCGAUCCAAUGUUGUCUAUUAAAACCAUCAUUCCAAUUGAGCUUUGUUGAAUGUUCAACAUUGUAAAUACAACCACAAACUUUGCAUGUCAAGUUUUGCAAGUCUUCAUUUAUGCAACUCUAUCGUUAAAAAAUAAAAUAUAUUUUAAUAACUACUGUUUAAUAUUGACAAAAUGUUUUGAGCAAAUUACCUCAAUUAGCCAUCUACGAAGACAAUCAUGAUGAACAACGCUGACAUCGCCUCUGCAAUUACAUGGCUUAAUAAGAGAUCCAGUAUUUUUUGUUUCAUUAUCAUAACAAAUCCAACAGUCCUUUUUUAUUAUUGGCGAAUUUUGUUCUAUACAUUGUUCCUCAAUGUUCUUCAUUUUUAUU
Molecule: messenger RNA, 3558 nt
Organism: Aphidius gifuensis
Lineage: Eukaryota; Metazoa; Arthropoda; Insecta; Hymenoptera; Braconidae
Gene: Pp2A-29B
Product: serine/threonine-protein phosphatase 2A 65 kDa regulatory subunit A alpha isoform
Exons: 5
Coding region: 270-2042 (590 amino acids)
Biological process (GO): protein dephosphorylation
Cellular component (GO): cytoplasm; protein phosphatase type 2A complex
Molecular function (GO): protein binding; protein phosphatase regulator activity
Source: RefSeq, a predicted model, not a curated record